Molecule: messenger RNA, 567 nt
Organism: Miscanthus lutarioriparius
Lineage: Eukaryota; Viridiplantae; Streptophyta; Magnoliopsida; Poales; Poaceae
Source: the annotation of a GenBank genome assembly
AUGAGAAAAAAUAGAGCUGAGUACUUGAUAGUUGACACCUUUUCUUUCAAUAUUGAAGCUAGCAAAUGUAUCAAAGACCUUGGGUAUAUCCAAGUGAUGGGGCUUAACAAAUUGUUGCAAGAGUACAAUCUUCUCCGAGAUCUCCAUGGCGGUAACGACAUCCUCAGUGGAGGCCCUAGUGCACAAAAAGACUCAUCAGGGCGUGUGAAUGAAGGUGAAAACAAUGAUCCAGGGCAGGGCUUCACCUACGAGCGCGUGGUCGAUCUCCUGGUUGGUGGCAUUGGCCCAGACCUAAUGGCGCUCUCCAUCUCCGCGAGGAAGGCCUGGACCCUGCCGGGUGGUGCGAUGGCCCAGGUGCCGGCCAUGUCGGGCCGGACACGCUCCCCAGCGCGGCGGCGACGUGGCCCCGGGCCCGCGGGCGCUGGCGCGGAAGGCCACGGGCGCGCACGACUCCGCCGCAGCCUGUCCACGGCUCCACUGGCCAGCCAGGGAUCACCGAGAAUGCCCGAAAGAAAUUUUUACUGUGAAGCAAAAUAUGCACUCUCAUCUCUUGCUCCGCAAUUGUGA